Molecule: messenger RNA, 4489 nt
Organism: Heterotrigona itama
Lineage: Eukaryota; Metazoa; Arthropoda; Insecta; Hymenoptera; Apidae
Source: the annotation of a GenBank genome assembly
AGUUAAAAGAAGGGACAAUAUGAAUAUGAAAUAUAUAUAUUCACGUAUACAUAAUACAUGAUAUAUACAUGAUAAAUAAAGAUAAAUAUAUGCACGUAAAUUUAGCUUUACGAUGGAACUCAAUUUAUUGCAACGAAAUUGCAUUUAAUACUCGAUUAAAUGAACUCCAACCCAUUUGAAUUUCUAUUGUAUGAACGAAAAGUUGUAAGUAGUGGGGAGAAACAGUGAACUCCUAUUAUAUGAACUCCAGUUAUAUGAACUAUUUGUCCGAAUGGUUCAGAUAGAUGAAGUUCCAUCGUGUAAUUUAAUGAUCUAUUAUACCCUAUAACAUAUAAAAAAAAAAAAGAAAUUUCAAUAUGCCAUGGAUGAACUCAACAAUGAUCCUUAUGAACAACAGCUUUAUGCUGUGUUUCAAAGUUGUUUAACAAAAGGAGAAACUGAACUACAUGAGGAUAAUUGGGUCAAUUUAUGCCAUAAGUUACAUCUGACGGAACAGAGUGAAGAAUUAAGAUCAUGCAUACAACAAUAUAAACAAGAAAAACAAUCCAUAUCAUUCCAGGAAUUUAGAGCUGCUUUAUUAACUUUGUUAGACAAAACUCAAGAUUCAAUUACAAAGGCAGAAAAAGAUAAUAUAAUAGAAUCACAAAAUGAUACAAAUCCACAUAUUAUAGAUAAUAAAAAAUGUAAUUCUUUAAUACCUAAUAAUUCUUUAAUACCUAAUAAUUCUAGUUCUAAUGUAGAUUUUUUAAAUGGAAAAACAGGUGUGGCAGUGAAUGAAAAUAGGUUGAAAUGUUUAUGGGAAAAGAUAAAUACCUGUUUAAAAGAAAAUGUAGACUCUGCAACAAUUUUUUUUAUAUCUAAUUGUUUAGGAAUUCCAGCUCUUCCAAAACAAAUCUCACAGUGUAUUUUUGAGAAACUUGAUCAGAAUUGUGAUGGAUUAAUUAGUUUGGAUGAAUUUCUUGUUAUAUUUCAAAAUAAGGCAAUGGAAGAUCAAUUAAUGUUGGAGAAGAAUAACCAAUCUACAAAUGAAUUAACUAAAUUAGAUUUUAGAAAACGAAACUUCGACACUCAUCUUUCUCGCAAGACUAGUUUUACAAGGAAUGAUGCUUUUCUGGAUACGUGGAAACUUUCAAAUACCGAUGGGAAUUUUAAAACAUCUGAAAUUUCUUUAACUGAUUUAACAACUACUUUAUGUGAUGAACUAAAAAAUUUUAAUGACUCAUUAGGUCAUUCUGCAAUUCGAUCUCAUAUAAUGUUAUUGCGAGAUGUUCUUAUACUAUAUCAAGAAGAACUACAUAAUUUAAAUCUUGUAAUAGAAAAUGUAAAUGGUGAAAAAGAAAAGUUACGUACUGAUAUUAUAGAAGCUAAUGAGCGUGCAAACACACUUGCUCAAGAGAUUGAUGAACAACAUAUCCGACAAGAAGAAAUUGUUCAAAAUCUACGAAAACAGAUUGAACAACGACAUGCUGAAACUAUACAAGAUCUUUCAACUCAACUUACUUCUGAACGAGAAAUGAGUGCUAGUAUUCUGAAAUUAAAGGAAGAUCAAAUACAAAUAUUGCAAAAAGAGAACUACGAGAUUAGAAAUAAAUUUGUAAAUACGUUGCAAGAAAAUCAAGUUUUAGAAAAUGAGAAUGAGAAUCUUCGUAGUCAAAUUGAAAAACUUAAACAAUCAAACAAUGAGUUUUUAACUCAAAUAAAAAUGUUAGCGGCAGAGCAUGAUGAGUCGCAAAAUAUAGAAAUAAAACAUCAACAAGAAGUUAUAUAUUUGGUAGAACGUAUCAAACAGUUGCAGUCAGAAACAGUUCUUUUACAAGAUCAAAAUGAUGAACUUACAGCAGAAUUAGAAAGUUUAAAGUUGCAUGAUCAUACUACAAAUACAAGCCAUCUUGUAAUUCCAAUGAAAAUGAUAAUGCGCAAAAUUGUAAAAAGAUAGAUUUAAAACAAUUUAAAGAUAUAGUUAUAAAACAGUUAAAAAGUAUUUUAGUUAAUAAUAACAAGUGUACAUUAGAAAAUUGUGCAUUUAAAGAUGAAAUAUCAGGAAUGAUUAUGAGAUUACAAUCUAAUUUAAAUACUCAAGUUUUCAAAGAGCCUGAAUUGAUCAAAAGCAUUGCAUCUGAAAUGGAAACAGAAUGUGAAGAAAAAACGAGCGAUUUUAUUAUUUCUAGAUAUAAGAAUUCCGUUUUUCUUAACUCUAAACGAAUAGUAACAUCCAAUAGUAAUGAUAAUAAUUAUGAUGUUGAUUAUUUUAGCAAUCAGGAUAUAAAAUGUUCAUCACAAAAUAAAAUUUCAAGUCUUAGAGAUUAUCCUCCUCGUAAAGAAGAACAUAUAAAUGCAGAUCAUUUGAAAUUAAAUAAGGAAAAAGAUAUCUUAAACAGUUGCGCAAAAAUUACUAAUGAAGUUGGUACAAAGACUAAUUCAAGUUUAAUAAAAAAUGAAUUGUCUGAAAAUGUUUCCUUAAAUUUGAAGUUAAAGGAGAUUGAAACAACUCAUGCUGCGGAAAAAAAGCAAUUGAUUGAACAAUGUGCAGAAUUGGAAAGAAGUCUUGAUAUGUUAAAGGCAGAAUAUGAAGAGUGUGAAGAUUACUGGACUGCUAAAUUAGAAGAAGAAAGACAACUUUUUGAGCAGGAACAAAAAAUUAGUGAUGAAAAAUUUUCAGAACUUAUAGCUAAAAUGGCAGAAUAUGAAGAACUAAUUAGUCCAGUAGAUAAAGUAAAAAAUAGUGGGCGCUUAUCUCCAAUUGAAGAAAAGUUUAAUUUAGAACAACAAUAUUUAGACCUCGAAGAGGAAUUUGAAAAAUGGAAAAGGCAAAUGGAAGAAGAAAUUUCUCAAAAAGACAAGGAAAUUAAAGAUUUACACGAGCAAAUAAAGUCCUUAGAACGACCUAUGAUGAUUGAUAUAUCUAUACAAGUUACAGAUGAAUUCAUUUUUCCGUCUUUGUUAACACGUUCAAAUUAUGUACCUAAUGAUUCAUUCAAUAGUCAACAGGCCAGUGAAUCGAUUUCAAAGUUAGCUCAAUGUACUGAUAAUAUUCACAAUUUGCCUGAAGAUUUUAAAUUUAAUAGAAUUCUAGAAUCUACGACCUCAUCAAAUGAUUUUUCUCCACGAUUAUCGAAAAAUGAUAUAAAUGGUGACAAUUGUGAUUUACACCAGAUAUAUACCCAUUAUCAUCACAAUGCGGAAUACUAUUUUGUAUAUGAACAGAAUAUGUUGAAGUUACAAAAUUCAAGAGUUCCGAAUUGUCAGUGCAUGCGAAAUGAUGCACAAGUAAUAUGUAUAAAUAUUAAUGUAUUGCACAAUUUAAGUAUGAAGCUUCAGGCACAAGAGCGUAAAAAACAGCAGUUGCAAGAAUGUUUUAAGCAACAACAAUACCACACUGAACGUGUAUUACAACGUAUUAUGUCUCAACAUCAAACAGAAAUAUCUCAAUUACAAUGUCUUCUUCGUAGUACUCAAGAAAGACUUCAAAAAGAAUUUCAAACAAAUGUAGAGCAGGCUGAACAAUUAACACGAAAUGAUGUAUUAGUAGAACACUUAUAUACUGAAAAUGCUUGUUUAACAGCGAAUUUAAAACGUUUACAACAACAUUAUAAAAUGCUAACAGGAUUAAAUGCUGAAUUAACUCCAAUAUGAUAUUGCAAUCAAUUAUUAUUAAUAUAUAAAAGGCAGAGUUUUAUUAAUAAAAUAUUAGUAAUAAUGCUAAUAUUUUAAUUUCGGAGUGUAAGUCAGGGAUAGAUAUUCUAUCUCAAUUGUUAAUUGUGAUACAUACUAUUUUUUUUUUAAUUACAAUAUCAGAACAAGAAUAAAUCUUUUAUGACACUGCUGGUGUUAAAUUAUAAAGUAGUUAAAAAAGCAGUUAUUUUUUUUUUAUUUGUAAUUAUUUUCAUUUAGCACUUUGAUAUAUAUACAGAUAUAUUAGUAUCGAUAAUGUCGUAAUUAUUAUACAUACAUAUAUUUUUUUGGCUUUUAUCUUGUGUAUAUAUGGAGAGAGAAAAUUAUAUGGACAUACAACAUCACAACAUCUACAAUUUAUAUAACAUAAUAUAAUAUCACAUAAUGUGAUAAGCAGAAAAUGUUGUUUUGUCUUGAAAACAAUGUAUUAUAAAAGAAGAUGUAUGAAAUUAUCAAUGAUAAAAAAAAAUUGAAUUAGAAAUUUACAUUUGUAUUUAAAAUUAACAGUAUUUAUUAUUAAGCUUGAAUUGUUUCUGAUCUAAACAGAAUUUGAAAAAUUAGUAUGUUCACUAUUAAAACACUUUAUAAUGUUGAUAAUUAUUGAUAGAAAUAUAUAAUCUGCCUUAUAAUUUGUAAGUUACAGUAUAAUAUAAGGAUAUCUUUUUUAAAAACUUAUCAAAUUUACAUUUUUAGAAGUAUCAUUUAUACAAAAUUAAAAGAAACAAAUAGCCUAAUCAUAAUAGAAAAGAUCCAAAGUAAUUAGUAUAAAAAAUUCAUUGUUCUUUAUUUGUUAUUUAUUAUUAUUAUUAUCAUUAUU